Cylicocyclus nassatus is the source of this 2660-nucleotide messenger RNA. Lineage: Eukaryota; Metazoa; Nematoda; Chromadorea; Rhabditida; Strongylidae. The record is from the annotation of a GenBank genome assembly.
UUUCAGACUUGUAUUCUCUUCUUCCGCAAUGUCAAAGAAGUUCGACAAGCUUCUGGAAGCGGCUACCGACAGCACGAAUUUGGAACCCAAUUGGGAUGGCAUCAUAGCAUGCUUUGACUCAAUACGGUCCGGUGAAGUGCCUGCUAAGGCUGCUAUGCAAUCUAUACGGAAAAGAAUUCAGCACGACAAUCCUCAUGUGGCAAUGCAUGCCCUCCUUGUGCUCGAUGCAUGCGUGAAGAAUUGUGGUCACAAGAUUCACGCUGAGGUCGCUACCAGGGAGUUCAUGGAGGAGUUCAAAAAUCUCGGAAUAGGAAGCCAAUAUGAGGAUGUAAAGACCAAGGUGCUAGAGAUGCUGCAGUGCUGGGCGAUGGCAUUUGCUAACAAGCCAGAAUACAAAAUAGUGGUCGAUACACACAAUCUCAUGAAAUUGGCUGGCUUCGACUUCCCUUCCAUCAAGGAAGCUGAUGCGAUGUUCAGUGCGCAAGUAGCUCCUGAUUGGCACGAUGGAAACGAGUGUUUCCGAUGUCGCUCUGAAUUCUCGUUGUUUAAUCGAAAACACCACUGUCGUGCAUGUGGACAAAUCUUUUGCGAUCGAUGUAGCACUAAGGAACUCCCUUUGCCGCAAUUUGGUAUUGAAAAAGAGGUUCGCGUUUGCGAUGCAUGUUAUGAGAAAGCCACUUCAAAAACUAACGAAGGAAAAAUUGUCAAGAAUGAACCUGUCGCGACUACCUCCGCCAAUACAGACAUAUCUCAAGCAGAAAAGGAGAAGCUUCUAAAGGAGAAGGAAGAGGAGGACUUGGCAUUAGCUUUGGCUAUAAGUCAGAGUGAGGCAGAAGCUAAGGAACAAGAGCGGCAAAAGUCUCUCUAUGCAAUGUAUAAUGGUGAUGCUUCUGGCACUUCUGCCAUAAAUGAUGCCGCCUCGCUUUCAUCCUAUAAUCCAUCGGAAAUGGGAUACAAAGGAGCUGCUCCCAGCGUAGCUGAGUCUCCUUCGGACACUCUGGCCGCGGACGAUCCACUUGCUAGGUACCUGAAUCGCGAUUACUGGCAACAAAGAAAAGCCGGCGCUGCUACGAAGGUGGAGGAGUGGGCUGGGGCGUCCGCUUCCGCUCCCCUUCCGAGCGAGCCAUCGAUAACACCCAUAAACAAUGGAGUUGCGUCGGUUCAAGCUGAACUCAAUCAAAUGUCGCUGAGCAAAACGCCACCUGUAAAUGACGAUUUGAAAGCACAGACAGAGGGAACGAUGAAAUGGUGUCAGCAGUUGAAAGAACAGGUGACAGUAAUGGAAAACCGUAUUCGAUCGAAUAAUGCGAGGGGCCGUUCGGUGCUGAACGACACUGCAAUCCAGGGGCUCUUUUCUACUUUGACGGAGUUCCAUUCCCAAGUGUUAGGAGCCCUAACGAAAUUAGAAGAGGAGAGAACGUAUUACGAGUCACUGCAAGAUCAUUUGGGUCAUAUUGGUGAGGCUCGUCUAGCCAUUGAUGAGCUUCGCGCUGAGCAUGAGAGAAGGCGUCAGGAGCGUCUUGCUGAGGAACAGAGGAUGCGGCAAGCGCAAAUGAAGCAGACAUUGGAAAUGAUGCGCAUGAAGAAACAUGCUAUGCUUAUGGAACAGCGAAACAUGGCUCUGCAGCGUUUUCAACACCAGGAUAUGCAGUCACGAAAUCGGAAUCAGAUGCAACAACCAGCUCCAACUGGAUAUUAUCCGGGUUAUCCUCAGCAACCUGUCCCACCACAAGGCUAUCCUGGUUAUGUAAUGCCCGGUUAUCAAGGAUAUCCGCAACAGCAGUAUCCAGCACCUGUAUCUGCAUAUCAGCAGCAGUACCCUCCAAAUGCUGGUAUACCUGCGCCAGCACCGAGUCAGUGGCAGGACGCUGCUGUACCCCCUCAACAAGCUCAGUACUCAAAUCCUAUUGCUCAACCAGCUCCUCCGAACAAUGGUACAGCGCAGUCAUCUGCACAUAUUCCGCAGCAGCCUCAGGGUUACUACGCUCCUGUACAGCAAACGCAGAUGGCUCCUUAUCCGCAGCAGCAGCCUGCUAUGCCUCCUCCUCAGAAUGGAACACCAAUGGUUAUGGGAAGUGGUCACGAACAGUAUGCCUCUGCACAGCCGUCCUAUCAGCCGAACAAUAUAAAUGUUCAGAACACUGUGAACGGUACUGAAGCACCUGCUGCUCAGCAACAUGAGGCAGUCGAACAACCAUUAAUCUCUUUUGAUUAACGUAUUUUUUCACUUAGAUAUCUAUAUUUUCGAUGUUUUACGGUUUGAUUGGCCAUUUUUACAUCACGAAUCCUUUUAUUGCCGAUGAUACCAAAACGUUAUAAUCUAUGAACUUCUACUUAAUGUCUACCUAGAAUUUAAAAAUGUAAGAUGGAAUUUUUAUUUGAAAUAAUUGGAGGCCAAGCAACACCGUAGUUGAACCAUUUCCAUCCAUCAAGCAGACAUCUUGAUGGUAUUUCUGAUGUAUUUCACCUUAUGCAAUGUGAUUUGUGGGGAUUUCCUUGUUCACCCGGUGGUGGUGAGGUUUAUUUUCGACUCAUAUGAGACAGUCAUAACACUUUUAUUUUCAAAUUGGUGCGUACUAAUACAAACAUGAUGAGAAGCCUAUUGUUUCAGAAUUUACGCUUGCUUUUCAUUCUAUAGAAUCAAUAAACUAAUUAUCAUC